GCAACUCUCAGUGGGGCGUACUCCCAACUGUCAAAACCUGCCGGAUCCAUCAAAGUCUCUUGAACCACAUUCAUGAGGCCAAGAACCUGAGGCAACGAACCUGACAUGAUGAAUCUGCAUGUCAGAGACUUACACGCAGUCAUCGGCGGAACAUGCGAGCCGUCUCCUCCAAGCCGGCACGGGUUCAGGUAUCAAGUUUAACCUUUGGUGCAUGCGCUGUGCCGCUGCCUGUGGUUUCCCGCUCAACCAUGUCUGCCCCUGGAGAGGUUCUCAGUUUGGUUCCUCCCCGCUCCGAAUGGCGGUUCAGACGGGGAAAAGCCCGCACUGUCCGGAUGAAGGUGCUAGCACUCGGAUAUCCGCGCACUGGAACAUCUUCUCUGCGGAAGGCGCUCAAAAUUCUCGGCUACGACGAGGUCUACCACAUGGAGUCGGUGUUUGAGAAUCCCCACGAUGCGGAUCUCUGGAAGGAAGUGUACCAGACAAAAUACGAGCAGGGGAAGCUGGUUUCGAGAGAGAAAUUCGAUGAGAUCCUUGGUCACUGUGAGGCGACCACCGACGCCCCUCCCAUGAUGUAUGCCGAGGACCUGAUCGCCGCCUAUCCGGACGCAAAAGUCAUCCUCACUCUACGUGACCCGACAAAGUGGUGGAAAUCUUUCCUCUCGACCGUUGCAAGGGUGCCUCAAAACCGCACAUUGGGCCUCGCCAUGAAGCUUGAUUAUUCCGGUGUCCGGCACCUUGGGGGAAUGGCGAAACAGAUGGGUCGGCAACUGUGCGGACCGGAAGCGACGGCCCAAGGCGCCCAGGCCCGUUUUGUUGCGCACUACGACCACGUCCGCGCGUUGGUGCCUAGAGAGAGGCUUCUCGAGUUCGAUGUCAAGGACGGAUGGGAAUCGCUGUGCCCGUUCCUUGGUGUGCCGAUCCCCGAUUGCGAGUAUCCGUACUCGAACGACAGCGCGAUCUUCAAUCAGAGGAUCACCGCGACAGGCCGAGCUGCCCUCUGGCGUGUUGCCGGGGAUCUCGUCGUUCCCGUGUUAGGAUUGCUAGCUGUCGGCCUGGCUGCAUAUUUCAGCUCGGCAAAGUUUUAGUCGCUAGAAGGCAACAUUCAUGAUUUGUGUCCUUGUACAUUCGUGGCGACAAUUGGGUACGCUUCGAUAAGUAAUCUCAGGCUAACAGCUUGUAUCAAUACGCAGCGAUCGAUUUCUGACCAAUGCUGCUCUAGGAUCGAGCCGCCUGUUUGAGAAUCCAGACUGGUGAGGGCUUUGAUAAUGAGUAACGAUAUAUAUGGGUACUUCAUAUUGGCCGAUACCGCAGCAGAAAUCAAUGAUCUUGGGCUUCAGGA
Messenger RNA from Mycena citricolor, 1339 nucleotides. NCBI's taxonomy places the organism in Eukaryota, Fungi, Basidiomycota, Agaricomycetes, Agaricales, Mycenaceae. The record is from the annotation of a GenBank genome assembly.